Clarias gariepinus (North African catfish) is the source of this 3563-nucleotide messenger RNA. RefSeq names its product adaptor protein, phosphotyrosine interaction, PH domain and leucine zipper containing 1 (gene appl1). Gene Ontology annotation, cellular component: cytoplasm; endosome membrane. Gene Ontology annotation, biological process: signaling. NCBI's taxonomy places the organism in Eukaryota, Metazoa, Chordata, Actinopteri, Siluriformes, Clariidae. Gene Ontology annotation, molecular function: protein binding. The transcript has 22 exons. The record is from RefSeq and is a predicted model, not a curated record. The coding region runs from base 125 to 2251 and encodes 708 amino acids.
UGUGUGUGUAUGUGUGUGUGUGUGGGAAGGGCACUGUCUUGGAUUUGUCUUGGAUCUUCAGCAAACAGGAAGAGAUAAAGCUAGAUAUAUUUUUGUAAAAUAAUACAUAAAUAACAGCACAACCAUGCCAGGAAUUGACAAACUGCCGAUAGAAGAAGCACUGGAGGACAGUCCUCAGACUCGCUCCCUGCUUAGUGUGUUUGAGGAAGACACGUUUGCUGUAUCCAGCUACUACCAUCAACUCUACAAGGCCAUGCAAAGAAUAUAUGAUGCACAGAAUGAACUGAGCGCUGCGACACACCUGACAUCCAAGUUACUGAAGGAGUAUGAAAAACAGCGUUUUCCGCUUGCCGGUGACGAUGAGGUCAUGAGCUCGACUUUGCAGCAGUUUGCCAAAGUCAUUGAUGAGCUCAGCUCCUGUCACGCCGUCUUGUCCACUCAGCUAGCAGAUGCCAUGAUGUUCCCCAUCACUCAGUUCAAAGAGCGGGACUUAAAAGAAAUCCUCACUUUGAAGGAAGUGUUCCAAAUAUCCAGCGAUGAUCUCGACACGGCCAUCAACAGGUACAGUCGGCUGUCUAAAAAGAAAGAGAAUGAGAAAGUGAAGGCUGAAGUCAUGGAAGAUGUUUACACUUCAAGGAAAAAGCAGCACCAGACCAUGAUGCACUACUUCUUAGCACUUAAUACGCUACAGUAUAAGAAAAGGAUCGCUCUGUUGGAGCCGCUGCUGGGGUACAUGCAGGCACAGAUCAGUUUCUUCAAACUUGGAUCAGAGAACCUCACACAGCAAUGGGAGGACUUCAUGACCAACAUCGGAACCAGUGUACAAAAUGUGCGUAGGGAGAUGGACAGCGAGGUGGACACAAUGCAGCAGACCAUCCAGGAUCUGGAGCAGGCCAGUGAUAUGCUGUACAUGCCCGACCCUGACCCUAACAAAAUCCCAAUCAACCGCAACCUGACGCGCAAAGCCGGAUACCUCAACACUCGCAAUAAAACGGGUCUGGUAUCGUCCACCUGGGAGCGGCAAUAUUUCUUCACACAAGGAGGAAACCUUAUGAGUCAGUCUCGAGGAGACGUGGCAGGGGGGCUGGUCAUGGACAUAGAUAACUGUUCCGUCAUGGCGGUGGACUGUGAGGAUCGGCGCUUCUGCUUCCAGAUCUCUGCUUUCGAUGGCAAAAAGAAUGCCAUUUUACAAGCUGAUAGCAGAAAGGAUUGUGAAGAGUGGAUUGCAACAAUCAAUAACAUCUCCAAGAGGAUAUAUCUUAGUGAGAAGCCUGAGGAAACUGCUGCCAGAGUCAACCAGUCGGCUUUGGAGGCUGUGACGCCAUCGCCUUCAUUCCAGCAGCGGCAUGAGAGUUUUAGACCCAGCACGCAAAGUCGACCCCGAGCAGCCAGGACUGGCAGUCAGAGCUCCGCAGGUUCCGACUCUCCCGCUCUCUCCUCGCUGUCUUUGGACUCCCUGGUGGCUCCAGACACCCCCAUUCAGUUCGAUAUCAUAUCCCCAGUCAGUGAAGAGGCCACACCGCAGGCUAAAGGUGCUGCCCAGGGCAGAAGAACAAACCCAUUUGGAGAGUCUGGAGAGGUGCAGUCUGGAGACAAUGAAGACUCCAUCCUGCACCAGCUCUUUAUUGUGCGCUUCCUGGGAUCCAUGGAAGUGAAGGCUACAGAGAACCCAGAUGUCAUCUACGAGACGAUGAGGCAGAUCCUGGCAGCCCGAGCAAUCCACAACAUCUUCAGAAUGACCGAGUCCCAUCUGCUAGUCACGUGCGACUGCCUGAAGCUCAUUGACCCUCAAACACAAGUCACAAGAUUAAGGUUCCCUCUGUCCAGCGUGGUGAUGUGCGCAUCGCAUCAAGACAACAAGCGUCUGUUCGGCUUUGUGUUACAUACGGCUGGCGGCCGAGUUGACGGUCGUCCUGUCACUGUCUGCUACAUCUUUGAGUCUAAUAAUGAUGGAGAGAAGAUCUGUGACAGUGUGGGACUGGCGAAACAGAUAGCCCUUCAUUCAGAAAUGGAUCGCAAAGCCAAUCAGAAGCAGAGAGAGCUGGAAAAGGUCAAGGAGAAGCAGCAAGAAGAGCUGACUAAACAGAAACAGAUUGAAAAGGACCUGGAGGAACAAAGCCGUCUGAUAGCCGCCUCUAGUCGUCCAAACCCACCAACCACAGAUGGACAAUUUCUCGUCCUCAGCAAGAGCCAAUCAGAAGACAGCGAUGUCGGGGAUGAGGGGCGGAAAAGGGGUGAAUCUGAUGCAUGAGAGUAAAGUUGGUCUCUACCUGGACUCACCUUAAACACUUAAUCCUAACGACAUUUCCUUUUAAAGGAAAUUAGUUUUUUUUUUCCACCAAAAUGACUGCAGAAUAUUAAAAAGGACACAAAUACGGGAGAAAAGAGUCAUUUUAUGGGCAGGUGGAUUGCGAGAAGCUCUAACGAGUUUAUUUUAUUGGUAUUGAAUCAUGUAUUUUGUACUUUUUUCCAUUACUGACUUGUAUCAAAAACAUACUUUAAGCAGUUUUUUUGGUCGUUGUAUAUGAAUGUGUAAAAGAGUUGAUGUACUACUAAAAACUUGAGUGUAGUAGGCGUGGAUGAAUGGGAGUUUAUUAUAUUUUAAAAGAAAUUGCACGUGUGAAUAGCUUAUAUAAAAGAAGGACUUGUACUAAUACUGUAAAUUUCACUUUAUGCUUUAACAUGCCUGCAUGAAAUUCAGCUUGUGUCAAAUCUAAAUCAGUAACCGAAUUGUAUUGGUUUUAAAUCUAACCAGAUUCUGUCUUGUUUAAUUAAAUUAAAAAAAUAUAUAUAAUGAAAUCCUGUAAAUUCCCAAUUAACUGUGAUUAUUAUUGAAUAUUGUGUUAAUGCAAUGAAAAUAUGUAGUUACAAAAGUGGGAGUUUUCAGGGGAUUUUUUUUUUUUUAUAAAAAAGUUUACAGUUGUACAACAUUGUUUAAAAGGUCAAUUGGAUUUAGACAACAUUUCAAUAUAUGCCAUUUCUUUAACAACAUAAAUAUAUGUUUGUAUACAUAAUUUUCACAAACUAUUUGUUGGUUUCUGGCACUUAAUAUCUAAUCAUACUUUGUAAUUAACAUACUGUAAUAACAAUGCAAAUGUACUUCAUUUAAGCCACAUGUUUGUUAAAUCUUAAUCCUUCUGUACCAAGAAGUCCUUCUGGGAGUGUUAUUGUGUGAUUCUAUUGUGGUAAAGUUUGUUGUCAAAAGUGGUGUAAAUGUAAAUGUGUUUUUUUUUUUUUACAAAAUGGCCCUAAAAUUGUGAAGUGCACUUGAGACAUGUAUAAAAACGCCCAGUUGCUGUGACUAAUGAUCAACCAACUAGUGGACAUAUAAUUCAUAUAUGGAUCAUGGAUGUCCUUCAUAAUAAUAAUAAUUUAUAUCAUGAUCCUUCUCUGUGGUAGACUCAGAAGGUGUUGUGGAAAUGUGUGAAGGCGAACAGAAGAAAUAUAUUUCUUUAUUUGAUUAAGGUUUUAAGGAUUAUACAGAAGGUUGAUUUUAUAUUAUUAAGCUCUGUGUUAAGAUUAUGUAAUAAUAAUACCAACAUUACAUGUACACUUUGAACUUA